GUUGUGUGCAAUGAAAUGCUGUUGAAGACCAACUAAGGUGGUUGGGGGAGAAGGUGUUUCUUCUACACGUUGUGGUCUUAGUUUGGUUGUUAAUCGUUUGUCCUCUUGGGUCUUGGGAUUUUUUUUACAUGUAAAAAUGUGUUUGUGUUUUGCUCCCUCCAACAUUUACAUCUUCUGUACCGCCUCACAUAUAUUCUGAUAUAUUUUCUACUGAAUAAAACCACAGGCCUUUCUGUGCUAUCAAAGAGCUAAGAGGACGGAUGUCUAAUCAGUGUUGAACUAUAGUAGCCAGGCAUCGCCGGACGAACUGCCAACUGAUCUCCCCUGGGACCUCUCCGUUAAUAUUCCAUUAGGGGCGUCACCAACGGGCGCAGACCAAAAGGCCUCUGGACGCGAUUGGAUAGGCCUUCAACCAAUCAUAGCAACGAAACUGCUGAUAAAGCCGGGCUGAAGCCUGAGAGCUGAAGGAGUGGAGCCGUCCAGAGAGGAACCAUGGAGCCCGUCCUUGAGCUGGACCCUGGACCCCCUGAGGAACCUGAGGACACGUCUCUGGACAGGAGGCGGACCAGGAAGGGGAGAUCUGUUCUAAAGCUGUACGUCUGUGUCGCUCUGCUGUGUUUUCUACAAGCCACUCUCAACAUCUCCCUGCGCCUCCACUCAGCGACAUCUUGGACGAAAGGGAGAGAGCACCUGAUGGAUUCACUUGGUGGUGUGACACGCCGGGGCUGGCUAUAUUUUGACCAGAGUCUCUACUUUAUUUCUACAACCAAGAAGACCUGGAUGGCCAGCAGAGACUUCUGUCUGAACAAAGACGCAGACCUGCUAGUUAUCAACAGCAAAGAAGAAGAGGGAUUUGUUGCAAAAUUGGAGGGAGGUUCCUGGAUUGGACUUCAGAUUGGCCGAGGAAGAAAGGGGAUCUACAAGUGGGUGGAUGGUACCAACUUGACUUCAAGUACCUGGCAUGUACCAAUCUCUCCGUAUGGCUAUGAUGGCUGUGCAGUAACAGCUGACCAAUUGGAGACGAGGUCGUGUGACUCUCGAAACAACUGGAUCUGUGAGAAGGUCAAUGUCCUGGAACAUCUGGAAGCUGAACUGAACAAAGAGGGGAUGCCCAAGGAGAAGGAGGAAGAGGAGGAGGAGGAGAAGGAGGUACCCGCUAUCACAGCAUUCAAUGAUAAUUAUAUUGGGUCCUUGGGCGACACAGUCAUCAUAUACUGCCGUGCCAGUGGCCAGCCAAAACCCACCAUCGAGUGGCUAUACAACGGCCGGCCUGUGAAGAGGGACAGGACAGACAACAAACCAGAGCCUUUAGUCAUAGUGGAGGGGGAGGACCUCAUCGUUAGAAGUGUGAGGCCUGGUGUGGACAUGAUCAGCUGCUUGGCGAACAACAGCGCUGGCACAGCCAAUAAGACCGCCAUGCUGUUAGUCGUUGAAUUGACACCAGAGGGCUGGAGGAUUUUCAACCAGAGUCUCUACUUUGUUUCAAUGACUAAGAGGAACUGGACAGCCAGUAGAGACGACUGCCUGCAAAGAAACGCAGACCUGGUGGUUAUCAACAGCAAAGUAGAGGAGGAGUUGGCUACCAAAUGGUGGCUCAGAACCUGGAUUGGACUGAGACUGGACCGAGACACAGAGGGGACCUGGAAGUGGGUGGAUGGUACCAACGUGACUUCAAGUUCCUGGCUGUCCGGUCAUCCAAACCUUCCAACUAUCACAGAAGCCUGUGCAUUAGGUGACAACAGCCAGUUGAUUCCUACACCCUGUGCCUCUCAAAAUAAUUGGAUCUGUGAGAAGACUAGACUCGUGUAGUAUUUGGGACAGAGGCUGGUAUGAAGGAUUAUGUGCCGAGCUUUACUUCCGGAUCUGUGAGAAGGUUGCAGUCCUUGAACAUCUGGAUGCCGUCCUGAACAAAGAGCGUCUGUAGGCUUUGUUUGGAUUGGUCGGUUGAGAAGUUGAUCCUUUCUAUUCUCUGCACAUUAUACGAUGCUACUUAUAUUUGAGGUAGGCCAACACGUCUCUGUUGAGCUUAAGCAUCGCCAAAGCUCAUUACAGAUUUGAAUUUUGUUGCAUCCAAAACUUUCGCUUGAACAUUAUCAAGGCUAUAUUUCCUCUGUGAUGUAAUUACUGUAGUUUCACCUGUAAGAACAAUAAAGUACCAUCUGAUCUUGACCUUUCAAUGCAUUUUUAUCUUGGUACAGAUAAAUAUUAAAGUA
Messenger RNA from Gadus chalcogrammus (walleye pollock), 2213 nucleotides. RefSeq names its product macrophage mannose receptor 1-like. The coding region runs from base 493 to 1809 and encodes 438 amino acids. The transcript is spliced from 11 exons. The record is from RefSeq and is a predicted model, not a curated record. NCBI's taxonomy places the organism in Eukaryota, Metazoa, Chordata, Actinopteri, Gadiformes, Gadidae.